Molecule: messenger RNA, 1791 nt
Organism: Solenopsis invicta (red fire ant)
Lineage: Eukaryota; Metazoa; Arthropoda; Insecta; Hymenoptera; Formicidae
Product: ras-associated and pleckstrin homology domains-containing protein 1
Exons: 8
Coding region: 182-1606 (474 amino acids)
Molecular function (GO): zinc ion binding; nucleic acid binding
Source: RefSeq, a predicted model, not a curated record
GUCGACGAGGACGACGGCAACGGGGACAACGUUGACGUUGACGUCGACGACGACGACGACGAGGAGGAGGACUAGGGCGGCGAAUCCGAUACGCGGAAUCGCGGCGUCCACGUGAGCCGCGACGACGAGGAUCCUCGCGUCGAACUGCGCAUCUGAGUGAGGACUCCACAGCGGCAGGAAAAUGUCCAGCGCUAAAGUCAUAGAGAAUCCGGAAGUGCCAGGGCUCGAAUGCUUCUUGCCACCGCCUCCGCCACCGCCGCCGCCACCACCACCGCCUCCUCCGCCACCACCACCGCUGUCUUCUGUGAACAAAUCCUCGAACGGAAAUGUACAAUCGACAACGACGCAACAUCAACGACCGGUGACAACGAGCGAGAACGUGGCCGUCGCGACGGCACCGGUGGCAAUCGCGGCCGAUGGGGUUCCUCCACCGCCGACUCUAGGCACCUUCCCGAACUCGGUACCACCGAAUCCGUACAUGAUGCAUCCAACGAUGCAACCGCAAACCCCCGGACCGCCGCCUACCCCGACUCCUUGGUGGAUACCCACUGACAAUGAUACCUCAGAACUUUACACUCCAUGGUACGAUCCGAGUUACAAGGGUGCAGCUACCGCGCCGGCCCCGGUAGCAUCUCCCGCGGUGACCCCGGUGAUGGGAAAAAACAAGAACAAGAACUUCUACAAACGCAAAAUCGAAUUCAUCGAUCCAGCACAAGAUGCAGAAAAAGUGGCAAGCGCGCAGAGGGAACUUUCGGCGCUGAUGAAACCGUUGAAAUGUGAUUUGUGCAAUGCAGUCAUGAACUCCACGUUACAAGCGAAAUUGCACUAUGACGGCAAGCCGCACCAGAAAAAGGUAUCGAUGUUUCUCAAUCAGAGCGUUAAAAAACAGAAAACUGAAGACGGACAAGUGAGCAGUACGACCAAUAACGACUGGCAAAACUACUGUGAUAUAUGCAAAACGUGGUUUACGUCGCAAACAGACGCCACGCAACACUACGCGGGCAAAAAGCACAUUAGGGCGGCAAAUGGCGGGCCUCGUGCAAGGCCAUCGAAGAAGCUGCAAGCUCAGAAUCAGUACAAUCAGGUGGAUUCGACAGGCCGCUUCGGAAUUGGAGUGUCCUUCUUGCCAGACGCGCAAUCCGCUCCGACCGUGGCCCCAAUUGCAUCUGAUAAUAUAACCGCGGUACCGCCACCGCCGCCGCCGCCGCCGCCGGCCGCGGUACCAUCUAUAUACACGUCUCCGCCGUAUCCCACGCCGUUGCGGUGCGACUUGUGCGGAGUCUCGGCCAAUCGUCAAGAUCAGUUGGAGACGCAUAAGCGCGGAGCCCGACAUUUGAGAAUGCUCAGGCUCAACGGACUCCCCGUACCUGAAUCCGGUAGUAUCGCUGCCGAAAACGAGAACGCGCCAAGCGCCUCAGAACCUAUAGAUUACUCUAUUUAUCGGACACCAUCAGGGCAGUAUUAUUGUGCGCCAUGCAAUCUGUCGUUAAACUCGGAGACCACGUUCGCUCAGCACGUCGAAAGCAAGAAACACAAAAAUCAGUCUAACCCAAAGUUACCCAACGCCGUGGUGGCGGCAAAGAAAUCCAGAUUCAAGAAAAAAUAAAAUCGACACAAUGACCACUUUCUAAUACAAUGUCACAGGCGUUUCAGCUCUUUUUUUGUUGUUUUUUUCCCAUUUUCUUUGCGUUCGUUUCCGCUCUUUGCCCGUCACAGUUGUACAAUAAGCAGAUACACGAUAUUCUUUUUAAGCGCAAUAAACUGAUUUGUUCUAGACACACUAAAAAAAAA